AGCUAGAGGACCAUCUUGAGACAGCAGUGAGGACUUACUGCCCCCGCUUUACAGGUCUGGAGAAUACUGACGAGGACAUGGAUCCACACGGGGCCCUGUUCUACCUGUGCCUUCUGGCUGCUCAAGUUGUCCUAGUAGAAACCCUGUCAGACCUACUUGUCUUGAUGAAACGCCUUGAGCAACCCUUUGGCCGGGGCUUGUCUUCCAGAUCGAGCCUGGAGCAGAAGCUGCUCAAUGCCAGCUUCGGCGGGCACAACUUGACCUUGCAGACAAACUCCAUCCAGUCUCUGGUCUUCAAGCUGAGCUGCGACUUUCCUGGUCUCUCCCUGUCCAGCGCCACACUGACAAAUGUCUCCCAGGUCAGAGGCAGCCAGGGAAGUCCUGCAGGUCCCUGUCCCUGCUCUGCCCCUGUCAGCUGGGAGUGACCUCAUCCGCUUUCCUGUGGGAAGAUCAGAAAGAGGAAGUGCUCUGUGACCUCUCCCGGUGCGGGCCCCACAUGCCAUGCAGUUCCCUGCUGAGCUGACCAAGGGUACCUGUGUGACCUCCCGGCCUGCUGAGCUUCGACUCAUCUGCAUCUAUUUCUUCACUGCACACCUCUUUCAGGAUGACCAGAACUCAUUACUGCUCAAUAACUAUGUCCUGGGGGCCCAGCUGGACCACAGGCCUGUGAACAACCUUCAGAAGCCAGUCAACAUCAGCUUCUGGCAUAAUCAGAGUCUGGAAGGGUAUACAGUAUCCUGUGUCUUCUGGAAGGAGGGAGCCAACACGAGCAGCUGGGGGGCCUGGAGCCCCGAGGGCUGUUAUACAGAGCAGCCCUCAGCCACUCAGGUUCUCUGCCAUUGCAACCACCUCACCUACUUCGCUGUGCUUAUGCAGCUCUCUGGAGACCCGGUGCCCGCUGAGCUGCAGGUGCCUCUUGAGUACAUCUCCCUUGUGGGUUGCAGCAUCUCCAUCGUGGCCUCGCUGCUCACCAUGCUGCUGUACGCUCAGUCCAGGAAGCAAAGUGACUCCACCACACGUAUCCACAUGAACCUGAAUGGCUCUGUUCUGCUCCUGAACGUCACCUUCCUUCUGAGCUCCCAGAUGAUCCUGCCCACGGUGCCCAGGCCAAUGUGCACAGUGCUGGCUGCCGUCCUACACUACGCACUGCUCAGCAGCCUUACCUGGAUGGCCAUCGAAGGCUUCAACCUCUACCUUCUCCUGGGGCAUGUCUACAAUGCCUACAUCCAUCGAUACUUGCUCAAGCUCUGCAUGCUGGGCUGGGGGUUUCCAGCCCUCUUGGUCCUGCUGCUUCUGAUGGUGAGGAGCUCAGUGUACGGACCCUGUGUGAUCUCAUUCUCCAAAAGCCAGGAAAAUGGUACAGGCUUCCAGAAUGUGUCCAUGUGCUGGGUCCAAAGUCCCAUGGUCCACAGUGUCCUGGUCAUGGGCUAUAGUGGCCUCACAUCUCUGUUCAACCUGGUGGUGCUGGCCUGGGCUCUGUGGAUCUUGUGCAGGCUUCGGGCACGGGAGAAGGCGCUGAGUCCCUGGGCCUACCGGGACACUGCCAUGGUGUUGGGUCUCACCGUGCUGCUGGGCACCACCUGGACCCUGGCCUUCUUCUCCUUCGGUGUGUUCCUGCUGCCUCAGCUCUUCCUCUUCACCGUCUUCAACUCGCUCUAUGGUUUCUUCCUCUUCCUGUGGUUCUGCUCACAGAAGCGUUACUCAGAUGCCGAAGCCAAGGCGGGGAUGGAGGCAGUCAGCUCCUCCCAGAUGACGCAUUGACCCAGUUCCCGCCCUGCAGCCUCUGCCCUCACUACUCCCAGCAGCCCAUGGUCUUGGCUCAUCCAGGGAAGGUGGUAGGCUGGCGGCGGGACAACAGAGUCUACUGUACCCUUCAGGGAUCCUUUCCAACUCUCAAAAUUACCUGGGACGGAAGGCAGCAUGUGACUCUUCAUCCUGGUCCUUCGUGUCUGGAUGCAGCUCCAUUGACCAGGCUAUGGACAGAGCAUAGCUUAGAAGUCAGGAAGCUAGACUAGACUGAACCACACCUUGUAUCCUGCUCAGCACUUACACAUACUUACAGGAUCAUGGCCUAUGCUUGGGGCCACUCUUUCUUUUACUAGUCCCAGGUGCUGAUGACUUCGACCUUCUAUUUUUCCAAUGGUCAGGAAAUUCAGUCCUUCUUCUAACCCCCACAGAUGGUAGAGACCAGCAGCCAAGGCCAGGCCUCUGUCUCUUUCUCUGAAGCUGAGACAGCUGGGAUUGAGGGGUCUAGAUACUAGACUCUUGCGUAGAUGUGGGGUGGUGUGUUCAACAUUUACAAACUCUCUGCCCACAGCGGGAGAAUAUCACGCUGCCUGUCAAACCAGGUGGGAAUAAGACCAAGUGAUUAAGUCAGUGCUAUACCCAGGAUGGACAGCAGGGGGCGCUGUUGGCCCAAACGCCAAGGCAUUGGUGCCAAAACUGCCCCUGGAAAUGCAGAUGUUACCUAAGGACGACCCUUUGACCAGUAGGCAAGUGGGGACCUCCAGCACACAACCAUUGUCUCUUUCCCUGUGCAGCUGACCAAGGUCGCUUUUGGGGCUUUGUGCCCAGGCAUUCCUGGUGCCAGGGUAGCUGGUUGGGUAGAUUCUCAGGUCCCGUGCCAGCCGUUAGACACAUGUACUUGAACAGUAAGGGGAUCAGAGCUGGAUGCCAUCCUCAGCAGAGGGUUCUCUUCCUUUCUGGGUGUCUCUGGGUAAUUAUGUUCUUAGCUCUUCACUGGCUGGAGAGUGGGACAGGCUCCGAGCCAGGUUGCCCGAGCUCAGAUUCCAGCUCCGUGACUGUGGACAAGCCGUUCAGUCUCUUUGUGCCUUUAGUUUCCCUAUCUACAGUGGGGACAACAGAAGUAACUCUUUGGAAGAUUCAGUAAAAGAAAGAAUCCACCC
This is a messenger RNA of Mus pahari (shrew mouse), 2906 nucleotides long. RefSeq names its product adhesion G protein-coupled receptor G5 (gene Adgrg5). Gene Ontology annotation, molecular function: G protein-coupled receptor activity. Lineage: Eukaryota; Metazoa; Chordata; Mammalia; Rodentia; Muridae. The record is from RefSeq and is a predicted model, not a curated record. The coding region runs from base 502 to 1761 and encodes 419 amino acids. Gene Ontology annotation, biological process: cell surface receptor signaling pathway; adenylate cyclase-activating G protein-coupled receptor signaling pathway. Gene Ontology annotation, cellular component: membrane. The transcript is spliced from 12 exons.